AAUAUCUAUCUUAUGAAACAAGUGGUUUCUAUCCAUAUGCAGAUAGUUUUUCUCUUGACUACGAUGUUGGUUAUUACAAUGUCCCAUACUAUGCAGACGUGUACAAUCUUCAAGAUUCGAAUGAAACUUUGGAGAAAGAAGAUAAUUACGAGAGAAAAUAUUCACUUUCCAAAGAAGAAGUUUUUCUUAAAAAUGAUGAUUGUAACUCUCUUUACGAAGAAAAUCAAGAAAUGAGAAAAAAACUUGAAGAGCGAGAAAGAGAAAUCGAACGAUAUGAGAAGAUGUUCACAGAUUCGAGAAAGAAUGAGGUGAGACUUGAUAAUAUUAACAAGGAGCUUAAGAAGAGGGUCAAAGAACUUCGAGAAGAGAAUGCUCAGAUGAAAAAAAAUCUAGUUUAUGAGAAGCGAAUCUCUGACAAUCUUCGAAAUGAAUGUGUUCGAAAGGAAGAGUUGAUUGUUAGACUUCAACAGGCAAGAAGAAGCACAUAUCAUCCCAAAGAUCGUAAACAAGAUUACGAUAAGAUUGUAGAUGAGAAUAAAAAGCUAAAGAGAGAAAUAUUCUUUUUCAAAGAAACCAAUAUGGGUUUGAUCGAGGGAAACAAGAGAAGAAAAAUCUCUUAUAAUUCAGAUAACGAAUCAGAAG
Molecule: messenger RNA, 642 nt
Organism: Dentiscutata erythropus
Lineage: Eukaryota; Fungi; Glomeromycota; Glomeromycetes; Diversisporales; Gigasporaceae
Source: the annotation of a GenBank genome assembly